This is a messenger RNA of Penicillium subrubescens, 1974 nucleotides long. RefSeq lists its product as uncharacterized. Bases 1 to 1974 code for a protein of 657 amino acids. The transcript has 7 exons. NCBI's taxonomy places the organism in Eukaryota, Fungi, Ascomycota, Eurotiomycetes, Eurotiales, Aspergillaceae. The record is from RefSeq and is a predicted model, not a curated record.
AUGAUGGCCGUCAGGUCGCCAGUGUCCAUCUUGCCAUAUCGCGAUCCCUCCAGCCCCUUUGCAGGACCCGAGUCAAUGUCGGGGGACAGCUCCUCCAUCUCAGAGACUACCCGAAACUCGGCCUCCUUUUCUCCAGACCUAAUCUCCACAACCACGACGGAUACUUUGUCGGCGACCUUGGAUCACAAGCUACCAAAUGAAACCAAGGCAAUUGUCGAUAAGAUUGGUGGGGAGGCAGUAGCUGCUCAAGCGACGCCGGUACAAAGAUCAAGAAUGGGGAUAUCACCUCCACUAGGACUAACCAUUCAAACCGCUCAAAUGCAUCAGAAUGGACUCGUUCCGCGAUCCGAUGAGGACGAACCACCUCAGUCAGUAAUCCAUGCCCCCGCUGGGUUUAGCGAAUUUGUCCGGCUGCAGCAAUCCUCUGAAGAGUCAUGCGAGGAUGAGGAAUCAUCAUCCCCAGGCGAAUCAGAACAUAUCCAAUCGAUAAGUGUGCCAGGAGGGGCAGAAACAUCACGGAAGAUUGGCACGAGCCCCAUAUCUCCGCCUCCGUUGACGACUAGUGUUGCGCCCGUCCAGGAUUGGUCUGAUAGAGCGACUCCCCGGGCUCAAACACGGCAAGAAUUUGAGGAAUCCGGACGACGCACACGUUCAAGCAGCUUAGAAGAUAUACCGGAAGGACACUUUGGUGGUAAAGAGGCGGAGAUCAAUGCUCUCCGAGCAGCUCUCACUGAAUGCUGGACCCUGUGCAAUACAUUGUCCAGCCUCAGUUAUAUCAAUCGAGAAAGACUCUUGAGGUCCCACAAUGAUGGCAUGCAAGAGGACGCCUGGCGAUCAUGUUGGCGACUAUGUCAAAAGCUAUACGACACUCGUGACGAUGACUAUUGGUCGCAAGUGAUCCCAACCCUUGACUUGUGUCGAGAUUUCUGCCAGGCGUUGUUCGAAGUCCGUGUUUGUGACAGCGACCUUACCGACUCCGUCCUGAGAGUGAGCUUUGAACUUAAUAAUCAUCUCUAUAACACGCAUGACCGCAACCUCCCCGACGCAUUCCGUGAGCGUACAUUGGAUUUCUACAUAACCUUAUGCCACCGGCUCAUGAAACAGCGGACUCGUCUGACAGAGACGGAUUCCCUCCUUAGUGCCUGUUGGGCACUUGCUGAGAUGCUGUUCAGUAUUCGUCAAAGUAAAAGAGAAGGGAGGGAACUAGACGAGGAGCUGUUGGGCUCUGCAGUCCAGGCCUGCUGGGAGCUGUGCGAUAUCUUUCGCGAAGGCUGGACUCUGAAUAGCUUUCGCAGUUCGGAUCGAGGCACACCUCGCCCGAGCCAAGCUACCUUUGCUCAGGCGUUCCAGCAAGUAUCGCAGCAAUCGGAACUAGAAUUUGUCGAUGAUUCGCUAGAACAAACCCCAAAUCCCGAGACACCAACCACGAUCUUUGAUGACACCGCCACGGUUUCCCCUGAUGAAGCACCGGUUCCCAACAUAUUGGUGCUAGGACAUGGCACUGGCCAUACAACUUCCCAUUCUAAAUGGCCUUCCAACGUUUCCAACGUAUCCGAGAAGUCUCGAUCCUCUGGGCAGACAGCUUCCUCUGCCAACACCGUCACCACCAUGUCGGAGGACCCUAAUUUUACACGCCUCAAAGUGCUCAUCACCAAGGCUGCCAUCAUGAGUGGCUAUCAGCGAGGUGGCACGCAAAAUCUGUCCUCGUUUGUGAAAUCACUUCCAUUGGAUGCUUUUGGCUCGGCGCCAUGGCAAUCCUCGUUACUGAAAAGCUAUCGGAAGCUGGUUGCGUUCGAUCCUGCAUUCCGCAAUGUUGGAUCCCAGGCUCGUGUCGGCGCUAUCGACGUGGCCCACGCAUGUCAGGCAAUGGCCCAGAAUGGACAGUACUCCUGGCUACGUGAUCUAUACCGGCUCGUUUUUGGCUUCCAUCUAGAAGAGGCAAUGGGUCGGAAAGGCGUGACUAUUCAGACAUAA